Messenger RNA from Linum tenue, 3060 nucleotides. NCBI's taxonomy places the organism in Eukaryota, Viridiplantae, Streptophyta, Magnoliopsida, Malpighiales, Linaceae. The record is from the annotation of a GenBank genome assembly.
AUGGGGUUCCGAUUACUGGCUUCCAGGAAGCUCACAAGUCUCCAACCCUACUCCGCCAACUUCUUUCUUCGCUCAAUUGUCACUACCAAGGAAAAGCUCGUCGGCGAAGUUGGUAAAAAAUUACCAGCUAUGGCGAGGGCGGUAGCGACGAGCUACGGUCAGUGUUCAAGGAGCAAUCUCUACGUCUCGUUCUUCUGCACUCUCAUUCACCUCUACUUGUCCUGCGGCAGAUUGUCCAGAGCUUCCGAGGCUUUCUACGGCAUGAGAAGUCGAGGUAUGAUUCCUGUUUUGCCCCAGUGGAAACAGCUUAUUUACCAGUUCAAUGCCUCUGGGUUGGUCUCUCAGGUACAGGUUGUUUAUGACGACAUGUUGUCCUGUGGGGUUUCCCCCGAUCUCUUCAUUCGCAAUAUACUGACCCAUGCCUGGUGUAAAAUGGGUAGUUUGAGUUCGGCUUUAGAGAUGCUUAGGAAGGUUGAUAUUGAGACCGACACUGUUACGUAUAACACCGUGAUCUGGGGGUUCUGCAAGCAUGGUCUAGUGCAUCAGGCUUUUGGUCUUUUGUCCGUUAUGUUAAAGAAGGAUGUAGAUUUUGAUUCUUUUACUUGCAAUACAAUGAUUAAAGGGUUUUGCUCGAUAGGGAUGAUCAAGUAUGGGGAAUGGGUUAUGUAUAAUUUGUUUGACGGAGGGCUUUGUAAAGAUGUCGUAGGUUUUAAUAUAUUGAUUGACGGGUAUUGCAAAGUUGGAGAUUGUAGCUAUGCUCUUCAGCUGACAGAGGAGAUGGAAAGAGAUGGUAUGUUGCCCGACAUUGUUACAUACAAUACAUUGAUCAGUGGGUUUUGCCAACAAGGUGAUUUUGAGAAAGCAAGGGAUUUAGUCGCUGAAAUCUUACAGUCAAGGAGAGAUACUCGUGUCGGUUGUGCAUCAAUGCCUGAUAAGAAUGGUGAGGAAGAAAGUAUUGUAUUGGAACCAAACUGUAUUACACACACUACGCUGAUAAGUGCUUACUGUAAGCAGUAUGGGCUUGAAGAAGCAUUGGCAUUAUAUAAGGAAAUGGUUGUAAAUGGUUUCUUGCCUGAUCUGGUUACCUAUUCUUCCAUCCUAAAUGGUCUUUGCAAGGGUGGAAGAACGUCUGAAGCAAAAGAGAUUUUGAAGGAGAUGGAGGAGAUGCAUGUGGAUCCCAAUCAUGUGGUAUACACUAAUCUCAUGGAUUCAUUGUUUAAAGCUGGCAGUGAAUGGGAAGCAUUUAUGUUCCAAAGUCAGAUGGUCGUCCGUGGGUUUACCUUCGACUUGGUUGUAUGCACUGCUCUCAUAGAUGGGCUCUUCAAGUCUGGUAAGCCCGAGGAAGCAGAAGAGAUGUACUACGCACUUUCAAAGCUUAAUCUUACUCCGAACAACAUUACCUAUACAGUAUUGAUUGAUGGGCAUUGCAAGUUAGGAGACAUGGAUGGUGCAGAGUCUUUAUUGAAAGAUAUGCUAGAGAAGCAUGUCAAUCCAACUGUCGUAACUUAUGCUUCUAUUAUAAAUGGAUAUGUAAAGAAAGGCAUGUUGGGUGAAGCUGUUCAUGCAAUGAAGAGAAUGUUGGAACAAAAUAUUGCUCCAAAUGCUUAUAUCUAUGCCAUACUAAUUCAUGGUUACUUCAGGGAUGGUAAACAUGAAGUUGCUUUUGACUUUUAUGAGGAAGCUAAAUUGAGUGGAUUAGAACAGAACAAUUUCGUACUGGAUGCUUUAGUAAAUGGCUCCAAAAGAGGGAGAAAGAUAGAGGAAGCUGAAUGCUUACUUAAGAAGAUGACUUCUAAUGGAUUAUUGAUUGAUCACAUUAACUACACAUCCUUGAUGGAUUGCUUCUUCAAGGCCGGAAAUGAAUCAGGUGCUCUAGAGAUUGCCGAAGAAAUGAGACAGAAAGGUAUAAUGUUUGAUGUUGUUGCUUAUAACGUGUUGAUGAAUGGGCUGUUGAGGCUUGGAAAAUAUGAUGCUAAAUCUGUUUAUUCUGGAAUGGAGAAGGUAGGCCUUGCACCAGAUUGCGUCACGUACAACACCAUGAUGAAUGCAUACUGCAAGCAAGGGAAAGUGGAAGAUGCUUUUAUGAUCUGGGAAGAAAUGAUGAGUUCUGGAAUCCUGCCAAAUUCAAUCACUUGUAACAUCUUUGUACAGGGGCUCUCUGAAGCUGGACAUACUGAAAAGGCGACUGAUAUUCUGGAAUAUAUGAGAAUUAUGGGAAUACAGCCUAACCAAAAUACUCAUAGGUUUUUGCUAUGCUCAUCUGCAAAAAGCAGAAGGGCAGACAAAAUCUUUCAGAUGCAUCAGCAACUUGUCAGCAAGGGACUCAAGGUGAAUCGAGAAGUUUAUAAUAAUCUUAUUGUCAUCUUAUGCAAGCUAGGAAUGACCAAGAAAGCAAAUUGGGUAUUGAGAACUAUGACUAGAGAUGGUUUCUUGCCAGAUACAAUUACUUACAAUGCCCUUAUACGAGGUUAUUGUGAAGGCAGUCAUGUCCAUUCUGCUUCAGCAACAUAUAAGCAGAUGUUAGAUAAAGGAAUUCCCCCAAAUAUAGUAACUUACAAUAUCCUCUUGGGUGGGUUACUAGCUGCUGGUUUACUGGAAGACAUACAAAAACUAGUGACCCAGAUGAAGGAAAAGGGCUUACCUCCCGAUGCAUCCACAUAUGAUACUUUGAUAAUUGGCCACACGAAGAUUGGAAAUAAGAAGGAAGCUAUAAGAAGUUACUGUGAAAUGGUUGCAAACGGUUUUGUCCCAAGAACGGGCACCUACAAUAUGCUUAUUGCAGAGUUCUCCAAGAAUGGAAUGAUGGAACAGGCUAGGGAGUUGCUGGAUGAGAUGCAACGCAGAAAGGUUCUUCCCAAUUCUUCCACCUACAAUUUACUGAUAAACGGGUGUUGCAAUUCAUCUAGACUACCACAACUGCCCAAGUCACUAAGAAAGACCUACCAAGCUGAGGCGAAAAGAUUGGUCAGGGAGAUGAAUGAGAAAGGAUUUGCCCCAUGGGAGGAUACUCUUGCCUGCAUCAGGUCUACUUUUACUAGGCAGGGAACAUGGAUGAGCUGA